CACGGGUGGUCUCUUCUUUUCCGCCCAGCAUAGCAUUGAUUGAUGCGAUUGUCCGCAACAGAAAUCCCUCCUCCAUCUCCUCUACGUCGGCUAUUGAACCCCGCAGGUCUCCAGUUCUCCAGUGGAUAAAUCCUCCAGACGCCCACCUUGUUUCUGAGCUCUCCUUUCUCUUUCUUUUGUUCAAUCCUCUCAUUCUCUAACAUCCAAGUCCUCAUCCCUUUUUCUCUUCCUUCACAAAAAUGGCUCCUCCUGCUGUGUUGAUGGUAGGAACAGGCGAGUACACCACCGGCUACGUCGGUGGUGCCGCCUCGACUUCCGACAAGAAAGUCGGCGUGGUAGGCCUGACGCUAUUCGACCUGCGCCGCCGGGGCAAAGUGGGCGACCUCAGCAUGGUUGGAGUAUCAGGCCAUAAAUUCCCAGGCAUCCGCGAGCACCUGCACCGCAACAUCUCGCAAGUCUACAAUAACCUGGACACCAGCUUCACGUCGUUCCCCGCGGACGGGACCAGCGACCCGGAAGCGUACAAGGCGGCGAUCGACGCGCUGCCGGCGGGGUCAGCGAUCACGAUCUUCACGCCGGACCCGACGCACUACCCGAUCGCGCUGUACGCGAUCCAGCGGCGGAUCCACGUGCUGAUCACGAAGCCGGCAACGCAGCUGCUGCGCGACCACCUGGACCUGCUGGCGGAGAGCCGCAAGCACGGGGUGCUGGUGUUCAUUGAGCACCACAAGCGGUUCGACCCGGCAUACAGCGACGCGCGGGCCAAGGCGGCGCGGCUGGGCGACUUCAACUACUUCUACAGCUACAUGAGCCAGCCCAAGUCGCAGCUGGAGACCUUCAAGGCCUGGGCCGGCAAGGACUCCGACAUCUCCUACUACCUCAACUCCCACCACAUCGACAUCAACGAGAGCAUGGUCCCGGACUACCAGCCCGUCAAGGUCACCGCCAGCGCCUCCACCGGCACCGCCACCGAGCUCGGCUGCGUCAACCAGACCGAGGACACCAUCACCUUGCUCGUCGACUGGCGCAAGAAGGACGGCAGCGGCCGCAUGGCCACCGGCGUGUAUACCGCCAGCUGGACCGCGCCCCAGAAGGCUGGCGUGCACUCCAACCAGUACUUCCACUACAUGGGCUCCAAGGGCGAAGUCCGCGUGAACCAAGCCAAGCGCGGCUACGACGUCACAGAAGACGAGCAGGGCUUGGUCUGGGUGAACCCCUUCUAUAUGAAGUACGCCCCGGACGAGGAAGGGAACUUCGGCGGUCAGACAGGGUACGGCUACAUCAGCUUCGAGAAGUUCAUCGAUGCCGUCAACGCUCUAAACGAGGGUCGCGUCACUCUGGACCAGCUGGACGCCCGACCCCUCCCCACGCUAAAGAACACCAUUGCCACGACGGCGAUCCUGCAUGCCGGCCGUGUCUCCUUGGAUGAGAAGCGGUCGGUCGAGAUAGUCAGUGUCGAUGGCCAGUGGGAGUUGAAGUGAGACCUUUUCUUCGUCUUACGUCGACGAACGACGAACGACGAACGACGAUGCAGGGACCAGUGUAUAUAGCGCAUGUGUUUUGUAACGAAUUG
Molecule: messenger RNA, 1573 nt
Organism: Aspergillus homomorphus CBS 101889
Lineage: Eukaryota; Fungi; Ascomycota; Eurotiomycetes; Eurotiales; Aspergillaceae
Product: Gfo/Idh/MocA family protein
Exons: 5
Coding region: 240-1481 (413 amino acids)
Biological process (GO): NADPH regeneration
Cellular component (GO): cytoplasm
Molecular function (GO): oxidoreductase activity; nucleotide binding
Source: RefSeq, a predicted model, not a curated record